AUGUCUGCACAACCCGCAGACGCCCGGGCUCGCGCCGCCGACCCUAAGAAGGUCCAUAUCGCCGAUACUGCCAUCACGCGCCAGAACUGGUACAAGCAUGUCAACUGGCUGAAUGUCACUUUCAUUAUUGGUAUCCCUCUGUUCGGGUGCAUCCAGGCUCUCUUCGUGCCACUGCAGCUCAAGACCGCCAUCUGGGCUGUCAUCUACUACUUCUUCACCGGUCUCGGUAUCACAGCAGGCUACCAUCGUCUAUGGGCUCACUGCUCUUACUCCGCCACUCUUCCUCUGCGUAUAUGGCUCGCAGCCGUCGGUGGUGGUGCUGUUGAGGGCUCCAUCCGCUGGUGGGCUCGUGACCACAGGGCUCACCACCGCUACACCGACACCGAGAAGGACCCCUACUCUGUCCGCAAGGGUCUGCUCUAUUCCCACCUUGGGUGGAUGGUGAUGAAGCAGAACCCCAAGCGUAUCGGCCGUACUGAUAUUUCCGAUCUCAACGAAGACCCUGUUGUCGUAUGGCAGCACCGCAACUACAUCAAGGUCGUCCUUGCCAUGGGUCUUGCCGUGCCGAUGCUCGUCGCUGGUCUUGGCUGGGGUGACUGGAUGGGCGGCUUCGUCUACGCUGGUAUCCUCCGUAUCUUCUUCGUCCAACAGGCCACCUUCUGCGUCAACUCCCUUGCUCACUGGCUUGGUGACCAGCCUUUUGAUGACCGCAACUCACCCCGUGACCACGUCAUCACCGCUCUUGUCACCCUUGGUGAGGGUUACCACAACUUCCACCACGAAUUCCCCUCCGACUACCGUAACGCUAUCGAGUGGCACCAGUAUGACCCUACCAAGUGGACCAUCUGGAUGUGGAAGCAGCUUGGUCUGGCCUACGACUUGAAGCAGUUCCGUGCCAACGAGAUUGAGAAGGGCCGUGUCCAGCAGCUCCAGAAGAAGAUCGACCAGAAGCGCGCCAAGCUCGAUUGGGGUACCCCUCUCGACCAGCUCCCUGUUAUGGAAUGGGACGACUACGUUGAGCAGGCCAAGAACGGCCGCGGUCUGAUCGCCAUCGCUGGUGUUGUCCACGACGUGACCGACUUCAUCAAGGACCACCCCGGUGGCAAGGCCAUGAUCAACUCCGGCAUUGGCAAGGACGCUACUGCCAUGUUCAACGGUGGUGUCUACUACCACUCCAACGCCGCCCACAACCUCCUCUCAACCAUGCGCGUUGGUGUCAUCCGCGGUGGCUGCGAAGUCGAGAUCUGGAAGCGUGCACAGAAGGAGAACCCCGAGUACGUGCGCGAUGCCGCCGGCCAACGGGUCAUUCGGGCCGGCGAGCAACCUACCAAGAUCCCUGAGCCCAUUCCCACUGCGGAUGCGGCUUGA
Messenger RNA from Aspergillus calidoustus, 1368 nucleotides. The record is from the annotation of a GenBank genome assembly. NCBI's taxonomy places the organism in Eukaryota, Fungi, Ascomycota, Eurotiomycetes, Eurotiales, Aspergillaceae.